Pterocles gutturalis (yellow-throated sandgrouse) is the source of this 869-nucleotide messenger RNA. RefSeq names its product cytochrome b5 reductase 4. Gene Ontology annotation, cellular component: mitochondrion. Gene Ontology annotation, molecular function: FAD binding; oxidoreductase activity. The transcript is spliced from 6 exons. Lineage: Eukaryota; Metazoa; Chordata; Aves; Pterocliformes; Pteroclidae. The annotation marks the transcript as partial. The record is from RefSeq and is a predicted model, not a curated record.
AUGAGAAAAAGAGGGGGCAAGAAAUGUCGCUUCACUGCAUUUGCUUCAGUGCAGAAAGUGUCAUUAGAAGGGUGUCAUGCUCAAGUAUUCUCAUAUAUGAACCUGUCAAAUCUCGAGAGUCUUUAUGGGAAAAUAUUCACUGGGACUGGUUACGUAUUUUACAUUGAAAAAGGACGGUUCUACAGAAAAUGCAAGUUGGUUUCUAAGACAGAAGUUACCCAUGACACCAAGCUCUUCUGCUUAAUGUUGCCUCAGAGCACUCAUCUCCAGAUUCCCACUGGACAACAUGUUUACCUCAAACAAAUCAUUGCAGGGACGGAGGUAGUAAAACCCUACACACCUGUAUUGCCUUUUCUGCCACUGGAUUUCAAAGACCUGUCACACCAUGAUGGUGCACAUAUAUAUUUAAUGAUUAAAAUUUAUCCCUGUGGACCGUUCACACAGGCACUUGAACACCUACAAAUUGGAGACUACAUUUCUGUCAGCAAUCCUGAAGGUAACUUCAAGAAGUCACAGGUUCAGACUUUGGAAGAUCUCUUUUUGUUGGCAGCAGGCACAGGCUUCACACCAAUGGUUAAACUGCUGGAGUUUGUUCUCACUGAAGUUAGUUCUCUCCGGACAGUGAAGCUGCUAUUCUUCAACAAAACUGAAGAUGACAUACUAUGGAGAAACCAGCUAGAGCAAUUAUCUCUUAAACAUAACAGGUUUGAGGUUCAGUUCGUUCUUUCCCAACCAACAAAGGACUGGGUGGGUAAACAGGGGAAGAUUUCUUCGUCUCUUCUCUCCGAGUUUUUGAAAAGAAGCAGAAAAGACUCCAAAGUGCUUAUCUGCAUCUGUGGUCCAGCACCUUUUACAGAACAAGGAGUACA